AUGAUGCAAAACUGCUUAGACGCCAUGUCGCUUUGUAAGUGGUUUGGAUAUCCUGAUUUUUUCAUAACCUUUACAUGCAAUCCAAAAUGGCCAGAAGUUCGAAGAUUUCUUAAAGACACUACGCUUAAUCCAGAGGAUAGACCUGAUAUCCUAUGUAGGUUAUUUAAGAUCAAACUUGAGGCAUUGAUUAAAGACCUACGUGAGAAUGCAGUAUUUGGCAUGGUUCAAGCAGUUGUGUAUACAAUUGAGUUUCAAAAGCGCGGUUUGCCUCAUAGUCAUAUUUGUCUAUUCAUGCAACCUGAUUACAAGCUUCCUACCGUGGAACACAUUCAUCAAUUUAUUUCAGCUGAGAUUCCCAACAUUCACCAAGAUCCUGCUUUGUAUUCACUUGUGAAGGAGUUCAUGAUACAUGGUCCAUAUGGUGCUCAAAAUGUUAAUUGCCCUUGCAUGGUGGAUAACAAAUGCUCUAAAAACUUCCCAAAGAAUUUCUUUGAACAUACUUCAAUUGAUCAUAAUGGUUUUCUUGUAUAUAGGAGAAAAAACGAUGGAUCGUUUGUCGAAAAAUCUGGUGUCCAGUUAGAUAACAGAAAUGUUGUUCCAUACAACAAAUACCUAUUGAAAAGAUACCAAACACAUAUAAAUGUUGAAUGGUGCAAUCAGGGAUCAUCCAUCAAGUAUUUAUUCAAAUAUAUCAAUAAAGGUCCCGAUAGAGCUACUGUUGCUUUUGUACAAAACAACAAUGACUGUGAUAAAGAUGAUACAGUCGAUGAGAUAAAAGAAUACUGUGAUUGUAGAUAUCUUUCUGCAUGUGAAGCAUUCUGGCGAAUUUAUGGAUGUGAUGUUCAUUACAUACAUCCUUCAGUGAUGAGACUUCCUUUUCAUCUUCCUAAUCAACAACAAGUUGUCUACGGCGCAAAUGAUGAUAUCGAUAAUGUUCUUAACCAGUCUUCAGUUGCUUCUUCAAUGUUCACAUCUUGGAUGGAGCGCAAUAAGGUUUACAAACAAGCAAAAAAACUAACUUAUGUUGAAUUUCCAACAAAGUUUGUUUGGAAGCUUGAUUCAAAAACUUGGAAGCCAAGGGAGGUUGGAUAUUCGAUUGGCAGAAUUCAUUCAGUGUCACCUAAUCUUGGCGAAACAUAUUUCUUAAGAAUUCUUUUAAACAAAGUGAAAGGACCAAGAUCAUUUGAAGAAAUCCGCAUGGUUAAUGGUGAAAUAUGUCCUUCAUUUAGAGAUGCAUGUUAUGCUCUCGGCCUCUUAGAUGAUGAUAAAGAAUACAUCGAAGCUAUUAAGGAGGCAAGUUUAUCACUUAAUGAAGAUCAAAUUAAGAACCUGACUUUGUUUGAUAUUGAACAAAUUUUACUUUGUAACAAUUCAAGUCUCAAAAAAUUUACAAGGAUGCCUUUGCCCGAUGAUGAUUCUGUAUCCUCUUCAAACAAUCGUCUUAUCAGUGAGGAGCUAGAUUAUGACAUGCCAUAUUUGAAGAAGAAGUUUGAUCGACUUUCUAUUGCAUUAACAUCUGAGCAACGAAACAUUUUUGAUGAUAUCAUGACUGCAAUAAAGAAUAAUGAAGGAGGUGUUUUCUUUGUCUACGGUUAUGGUGGAACAGGUAAAACCUAUCUUUGGAAGACAUUAUCUACCGCAGUUAGAUGUAAUGCUCAAAUUGUUUUAAAUGUUGCAUCAAGUGGGAUUGCUUCUUUAUUAUUGACCGAUGGCAGGACGGCACAUUCACGGUUUAUAAUUCCUUUGGUUCUUACUGAGGUUCAUUAA
Messenger RNA from Lactuca virosa, 1767 nucleotides. The record is from the annotation of a GenBank genome assembly. Lineage: Eukaryota; Viridiplantae; Streptophyta; Magnoliopsida; Asterales; Asteraceae.